AUGUAUAAAAUGGAAUAUUCUUACCUCAAUUCCUCUGCCUACGAGUCCUGUAUGGCUGGGAUGGACACCUCCAGCCUGGCUUCAGCCUAUGCAGACUUCAGUUCCUGCAGCCAGGCCAGUGGCUUCCAGUAUAACCCGAUCAGGACCACUUUUGGGGCCACGUCCGGCUGCCCGUCCCUCACGCCGGGAUCCUGCAGCCUCGGCACCCUCAGGGACCACCAGAGCAGUCCGUACGCCGCAGUUCCUUACAAACUCUUCACCGACCACGGCGGCCUCAACGAGAAGCGCAAGCAGCGGCGCAUUCGCACCACGUUCACGAGCGCGCAGCUCAAAGAGCUGGAGAGGGUCUUCGCCGAGACGCACUACCCUGACAUCUACACCCGGGAGGAGCUGGCCCUGAAGAUCGACCUCACGGAGGCGCGCGUCCAGGUGUGGUUCCAGGACGCCGCGCCAAGUUUCCGCAAGCAGGAGCGCGCGGCAGCUGCCCGGGGCGAGCCGCGGGCAAUAACACCCAACGGUGCCAAAUGCCGCCUUAGUGAAGAGCAGUAUGUUCUGAUCUGGGACGUGGCGGCGCGGCGGCGGCGAGCCGGGCCGGCGGGCGAGUGGGCGAGCGGUCUCUAUGGCGUGUCUUUACGGAGUACUAAGGUUCUCACGGGUUCAAUUCCUUUGUGUUUAGAGACCACGGUUCAGACAAUGGAAUUUGCAUUUUGGCUCAUCAAGGCAUCCUUUUUCCUGGCAACUCCGGGAUCACAUGUGACUUCACAAAAGCUGCAGGAGCUGAUGCCAGAUGGCCAUCUCUGA
Myotis lucifugus (little brown bat) is the source of this 801-nucleotide messenger RNA. It is a transcript of the gene PHOX2B, whose product is annotated as paired like homeobox 2b. The record is from RefSeq and is a predicted model, not a curated record. Gene Ontology annotation, molecular function: RNA polymerase II transcription regulatory region sequence-specific DNA binding; DNA-binding transcription factor activity, RNA polymerase II-specific. Gene Ontology annotation, biological process: regulation of transcription by RNA polymerase II. Lineage: Eukaryota; Metazoa; Chordata; Mammalia; Chiroptera; Vespertilionidae.